Molecule: messenger RNA, 798 nt
Organism: Camellia sinensis
Lineage: Eukaryota; Viridiplantae; Streptophyta; Magnoliopsida; Ericales; Theaceae
Source: RefSeq, a predicted model, not a curated record
GGCUAUUAAUUCUUUAUGCUUCUGCAGGUUGUGAGUGGCGAUCUUGUUUGUGAUGUUCCCCCAGGGGUAGUGGCAGCUGCUCAUAGGCGACAUGAUGCCAUAGUGACCGCAAUGCUUUGCUCUGCUCGUGUCAGUGGACCAUCAGAGUCUGGUUCUGCUGGUGGAAAGGACAAAGCCAAGAAACCAGGACGCUAUAAUAUUAUAGGGCUGGAUCCCACACAACAAUUUCUUUUGUUCAUAGCAGCUGGAGCUGAAGUUGAGGAAGAUAUUAGAGUUCAGAAGAGCAUUCUCCGUGUAGUGGGGCAGGUCUGUAAAUCUCCUUUGUUAGAAAAAUAUUCUUCAGUGCUUAGUGCAAUGACUGAGAUGAAGUAUGGUAUGGGAAAUGAGGUGACAACAUCUGGUGAUGUGUAUAGUUAUGGUAUCCUUUUAUUGGAAAUGUUUACGGGGAAGAAACCUACCGAUAACAUGUUUAAUGAUAGUCUGAAUCUUCAUAACUUUGUUAACAUGGUUUUACCUGAAGAGGUAGUGAGCAUUGUUGAUCGAACACUAGUUCAACAAAGAGAAAUGGGGAAGGCAAGCACAAGCAUCAACAACACUCAGAAUCAGAGCUCUGCUGACACUCGAAAAAUUCAUGAGUGCUUGAUUUCGAUACUUAAUAUUGGAAUUGCCUAUUCACAAGAAUUACCAGGAGAUCGACUGACCAUUAAUUGUGUUGUUACUCAACUGCAUGUGAUCAAGAACAACCUUCUUGGAACUGAUGGUCUUCAUGGAGGCAGAAGAGCUAAGAUUGCAGCGUGA